GGGGCCCAGUGGUGCCCGUGGGCGGCGGAGGUGGCGGCGGCGGCCUUGAAGGUCCCGAAGUUCCUGGCUCCGCUCGAGGCCUGGCGGUUCCCGGAGGGCUUCAAGGCCCAGCAGUUCUCGGCCAGGCUCGAGGCCCAGUGGCCUUUGGCCGGGCUCGAGGCCUAGUGAUUCCCGGAGGGCUUCAAGGGCCAGCGAUAACCAGUGUCUACCGGGCCAGGGCCCGGGGAAGCCGCCGCAGGCCUUCGGGUGUUCGGUCCGUCGAAAAGUCCAUGGAAGCCAUGAGUUUAAUUCAGGAUGAAUCCCAAGAUAUUGAGGAACAGUUUAUUUUGCGUCUGCCUCCUGUAAGUAACUUUUAUAUCUCAGAAUAAAUGUCUUCAGUGCAAAAGUGUAGUUCUGCUUAGGUAAAAUUUACAUACAUUUUAGGCUAUAAAAAGUCAGAACAUUUGCUUCCCAGAACUCAUGUUCUAUUAAGCAGUCCUAUUGUAGUGUGUAUCCUUCUCACAAUAUUUCUUUCUUCCUGUAUAUAUCAUCAAUCAUGUGGGUUAAUUCCCUGUCCAAACAACUAUGACAAUGACAAUUAUGGAUCAUCCAGUCAUUUAUCACAAACAUUAACAGCCAAUUUUCUGGACAGCCAAGGUAAGACUGUUCUAAAAUUCUUUCUGUCAUCUCAGAAGAGGUAGUUGGAGGAACUACCACUGUCACCUGCAAAUUCAUCACCAAGCAAGGUUGUCAAACUCAUUUUAACAUUAGGCUUGACUCUCAUAUCCCUUCUCAUUGAUAAGCAUGUUCAAGUAUUAUUUCAUUUAGGAGCCUAUGAUAGAGAUGAUCAGAAAGCUAUUAUCCAUUAUAGUUAAUUAAUAUAUCUAGUGAACUGUAGCUAAAGCCUUUCCUUAGCAUCUACAAUGGAAGAAUAAGCAGUAAGAAGUAGAACUGAAAAGCUGGGAGAAGGCACCAAGUGUAGUUCCUAAAAGAUAAAGAUGAAAUUUGAGUUGAAUUCAUUUGACUUGAUUUAUACAAUGCAUGGGCUCUCACGGUACAUAGCAUAGUUAACAUUUGGGAAAUGUAAGGUUUUAUUUAAGGAAGACUCUUAAGACAAUCUUUCUGAUUUUUAAUUUGCCUCCUUUUUAGGAACAUGCUUAUACUGUCAGGAAGAUGAUACAUUCUAGAGGUGCUGCCAUGAAGGAUAAACUAAAAGUCGACUUUUCUUCUGAUGGACGUAAUGCAGUUGUUCAGGUAGAAGAUGUCUCACUGUCUGCUAAGCUGGUUAAUUUGCCUUGUGUUAUCGAAAGCCUGAAAACUGUUGAUAGAAAAACACUUUAUAAAACAGCAGAUAUUUCUCAGAUGCUUGUAUGCAGUUCUGAUAGUGAGCCUCAUCCUUUCCCGGAAGAACCAGUUGCCUCUACUGAUCCUCCUGUAACUGGAAAAGGUGAAGGGAAGAUACAGAAAAAAAAAUAUAACUGGAAGCAUGGCAUUACUCCACCACUUAAGAAUGUCAGAAAGAAAAGGUUCCGGAAAACAGCAAAAAAGCUCCCCAGUGUCAAACAAAUGGAUGAAAUCAGCUUCAGUGAGUACACUGAAUCUCCAAAUGUGGAAAAAGAAAUGAAGAGACUGCUGUGCUCAGAUGCUGAAGCCAUCAGUGUCCGCUGGGAAGUCAUUGCUGAUGAUGAAACCAAGGAAAUAGAAAGUCAAGGAUGCAUCUCAGGCAUUUCAGGAACCCCACAAAUGAGUGGCCCUCCCUCAUCAGACUAUGAUAUGCUUCGAGAGAUGUUUGGUGAUUCUCGCAGUAACAGUAAUGAUGUGGAAGAUAAGGCUGAUAAAAUUGAAGCUGAGGAGGAUGAUGAAGGAGAGGAGAGUGAUGAUGAUGAUGAUGAUGACGAUGAAGAGGAUGAAGAGGAAGAAGAAAAGAAGAUAGACAGUUGGGAAGCGGAAUUAGAAAGGGAGCUGCAAGCCAAAUUUAUUCAAUCUAGCUCCGAAGAGGAAAACAAAGACUAUGAUUACAGUUCAAUAAUCACAGGAAUUCAGAAAUUGAUUUAUUACAAAGAAAAAAAGCUUCAACAGGUUUAUAAGAAAGCACAACGACAGAAAGACCUCCUUAGGAAUGUGGAAAACAUGACCCUUAAGAGGCAUUUCCAGUAUGUUUUGGAGCAGCUUAACAUAUUGGAAAAACAAAAAUGUGAGGAGAUUUAUCACCUACAAGAACAACUGAAAUGUUUUCUGAAGGAAUAAGGAAACCCUCAGUCUAGCAUAUAAAGUGGAUUCACCUUCCAGAUGAAGACCGAGUGGAACCACGAGUUACUUUAUCUUGACCAACUGUAUUUGCUUAAUUGAAUAUUUUUCACUAGUUACAGUAAAUUUAAAGGUCAUAGUCAUGUAGAAGGGGACAGUAUAAAAUGCACAGUAGGUUUAGAGACCCCACUCACCAUGAGAUUUUGUUUUACUUUGUCAAUUUGAGGUUAUAUAUAUGUGUGUGUA
Peromyscus leucopus (white-footed mouse) is the source of this 2472-nucleotide messenger RNA. It is a transcript of the gene Taf7l, whose product is annotated as TATA-box binding protein associated factor 7 like. Gene Ontology annotation, molecular function: RNA polymerase II general transcription initiation factor activity. Lineage: Eukaryota; Metazoa; Chordata; Mammalia; Rodentia; Cricetidae. Bases 1153 to 2226 code for a protein of 357 amino acids. Gene Ontology annotation, biological process: RNA polymerase II preinitiation complex assembly; transcription initiation at RNA polymerase II promoter. The record is from RefSeq and is a predicted model, not a curated record. Gene Ontology annotation, cellular component: transcription factor TFIID complex. The transcript is spliced from 12 exons.